AUGGCGCCGACCAAAACGUCGUGGGACGAUGAAGAGGAGUCCUCCUCUGGUGAGAGUUCGCCAGCACCAGUCGCAGCGGUGCGCCGCGGCAAGUUCGAUGACGAAGAAGAUGAGGACGUAUUGGAGUCGUGGGACGCUGCGGAAGACAGCGACGAAGAGCGCGAGAAGGCAAAGAAAGCAGCCGAGGCCAAAGCAAAGGCAGAGGCGGCUGCAAAAGCGAAUCACAAGAGCAAGUCACAACGGGUAGAGGAGAUAAGGAAUCAGCGUCUGAGACAGCGCGCUGAAGAAGAAGACGAAGAGAGCGAAGAAGAAGACGAGGCGGAGAAAAGGGCCCGAGUGAGAGCAUCGGAGAAAGCCAGCGACAUGCAGCACGCUGAGGAACUAUUCGGUGGAGUGGGCGGUGUUCCCGACAGCCGUGGCGCUUCAAAAGCUGUCACUGUCCAGCAAGGCGACGAUCCGUCAGACACAGUCGAUCUCGCAAGCCUCAAGAUCUUCAACCCGCAAACUGCCGCACAAUUUGCUAAGCUGCGCGAGACACUGGUUCCUCUGCUCAACCAGAACGGCAAGAAGGCAUCAUAUGAAGGCUUCAUGAAGGAAUUUACAAAGCAGAUUGUGCGCGAUCUGAAUAGCGAGCAGGUCAAGAAGAUUGCGAGUGGCCUGACCGCCAUCAGCAACGAGAAGAUGAAGGAGGAGAAGGCUGCCGAGAAGGGAGGCAAGAAGACAAAGGCGGCCAAGACGAAGACCACCCUCAACGCGAGCCGUAACGUUGCUCGUGAGGCAGAUACGGCUGCAUACGAUGACGGUCUGGAAGAGUACGUUUGACAACUCAGACACUGUUAAAGUCUGACUGACGAGAUUCACAGUGACGACUUCAUGUGA
Messenger RNA from Lecanosticta acicola, 879 nucleotides. The record is from the annotation of a GenBank genome assembly. NCBI's taxonomy places the organism in Eukaryota, Fungi, Ascomycota, Dothideomycetes, Mycosphaerellales, Mycosphaerellaceae.